Molecule: messenger RNA, 8678 nt
Organism: Seriola aureovittata
Lineage: Eukaryota; Metazoa; Chordata; Actinopteri; Carangiformes; Carangidae
Product: clavesin-2
Exons: 5
Coding region: 987-1988 (333 amino acids)
Cellular component (GO): membrane
Molecular function (GO): phosphatidylinositol bisphosphate binding
Source: RefSeq, a predicted model, not a curated record
GGAGGAGCGGAGACGGUAAUCCCCCCCACCCCCCUCACCCUCAGUCCACCCACCCCACCCCUCUCCAAAACCCAGAGACCGGAGGCAGGAGGGGAACAAAACCUCGCGGGACACCUGUGCGGCUGGAUACCCCCUCCUCCCUUUCUGGGUCUUUGUGAUUUUAGAUCGAGGCUAAAUUCACACCCAGACUGUGGAUGAACAUGAUGGGAAGCGGUGAUGAUUAAAGACGGGGAUGUAGACGCGGAAACAAGCGGCCAAAUCUGACUCGAUUGACGGUGACGGAGCGGACGGCGGCGGCACCAGCAGCAGCACCAGCAGCAGCAGCAUCAGCAUCAGUCGGUCGGCGGAUUGAGAUACGUUGUGAAGGCGGAGGGAUGAUGAUGAUGAUGAUGAUGAUAUAGCAGGUGCUGCAGGGUCGUGCCGCAUUGCCUGGCCGCCGCGAGCGACGCCGGGGAGACGGUGAUGCUGUCGUCGUCAUUGUGCCACAGAGAGAGUGAGAGAGAGAGAGAGAGAGAGAGAGAAAGAGAGGAGAGGCAUUGACAUGGAGGGAAGCGGCUGUCUGUCGGCGCUGAGCUCAGGCCGCCCGGAUCAGCAGGUUAGAUGCUCCGCCUGAAGUCCGGAGGACCUGAUUCAUGAUCCGCUUGGUGGGAAAAAAUAUGAUAAAAGUUGAAUUUUUGAAGAUGGAAUUGAAAUGCUUGUGUGCGUAAAAGUGAAUGGCCCAUAUGUUGAUAAUGCAUCAUAGGAGCAUCAUAGCAGCAGCGUCUGUGCCAGUUCAGGGUGGAUUACGUCUACAGAGCAGCAGGCCUCCAUCUGAAGUCAGCUUCUGAUCAGGAAACCGUAAAGAAAAUCAUUUAAUACUCCUACCCCCCCCCCCCCCCCCCCCCCCCCCCCCCCCCCCCCUGUUGCUGGAGGUAACUAUUUAUUCAGUUGUUUCACUGGAAGCUGGUGUGGUGUGGUCCCCCGUGGAGGGACAGCUGUUGCAAAAGAUGACUCACUUACAGGCUGGCCUCUCUCCAGAGACCCUGGAGAAGGCCAAGGUGGAGCUGAAAGAGAACCCGGAGACUUUACACCAGGACAUCCAGGAGGUCCGGGACAUGAUCAUCACCCGGCCGGACAUCGGUUUCCUCAGGACAGACGACGCGUUUAUCCUCAGAUUCCUCCGGGCGAGGAAAUUCAACCACUUCGAGGCGUUCCGGCUGCUGGCACAGUAUUUUGAGUACCGACAGCAGAACCUGGACAUGUUCAAGAACCUGAAAGCCACGGACCCGGGCAUCAAGCAGGCUCUGAAGGAUGGUUUCCCCGGCGUGCUCUCCAAUCUGGACAGAUACGGCAGGAAAAUACUGGUCCUAUUCGCAGCCAACUGGGACCAGAGCAGAUACACAUUCGUGGACAUACUGAGGGCCAUCUUGCUGUCGCUGGAGUCUAUGAUUGAAGAUCCAGAGCUGCAGGUCAACGGCUUCAUCCUCAUCAUCGACUGGAGUAACUUCACCUUCAAACAGGCGUCCAAACUGACUCCCAGCAUGCUGCGGCUGGCCAUCGAGGGGCUGCAGGACAGUUUUCCUGCCAGAUUUGGAGGGAUCCACUUUGUGAACCAGCCGUGGUACAUCCACGCUCUCUACACCGUCAUUCGACCCUUCCUCAAAGACAAGACCAGGAAGAGGAUCUUCAUGCACGGUAACAACCUGAACAGCCUCCACCAGCUGAUCCACCCUGAGAUCUUACCGUCGGAGCUCGGCGGGAUGAUGCCGCCGUAUGACAUGGGCACGUGGGCGCGAACGCUGCUGGACCACGCCUACGACGAGGAGACCGACUACUGUCCGGAGUCCUACACCCUGUCAGUACAAGACCUGGAGAGAGACCUGGAGAAAAACCUGUCCCCGAAAACCAUGAAGAGGUCUCAGUCGGUGGUGGAGCCGGGCGUCCUCAAACGACCUGACAAAGUCAAGAGUGAGGAAGACAACAUGCAGCCGCUGCUCUCGCUGGACUAAACAACACAUACACAGCUCCAAAAAAAAAAAAAAAUCAUACCCAGAUCAAUAUUUACACACAGAAAUACUCUUAACAAGACUUACCUGUGCACACACUGUAAGCGACACACACACACACGCCCUGAACGACACACUCCUCCAGAGAAUGCUGCUGCUGCUGCUGCUGCUGCUGCUGUUGGAUUCUUGUUUCUCUUGAACUGUUGAGCAGAUGUGAGGCAGACAAAUGGCCAGAGACGAGAGGGACGUUUCCCCCGGACUGAAGGGCGUCUUAAGAGCUACUGAUGGUGUUCUAUAUAUUUAUUUAUUUUAGUUAUUUGUCAAGUGCCAAUUCCAAAAAACUGUAAAUUAACGUCUUUAAACAAUCCAGCCCCUCGGUGCGGAGGAACAGGGAAGUCGUGGAGGUGCCACAUAAAUGAGAAAAACAGUGUUUCCCCACAGUUGUGUAUUAUAUGGGUGAUGAGAGAUGCGGGAAACUGGAAACCAUAUUUCAAAGAAGGCUCGGGGCUAUGAUUCUUUUUUCUUCUUCUUCUUCUUCUUUGUACAUAAUUUGAAGAAAACGCCUCGCACGGGCGCAACGGCGGCUCAGGAUUAGCAGAAGCGACGAUAUUGAGUUUGUUCAACCUCCUGGACCCAAACUGGCAGACCAGCAGUUGGUUUACUGGGAGUUCACUGGGAGUUAACUGGGCGUUAACUGGGGGGGGGGGGGGUGUUGGGGCGGGGGGGUGGCAUCUUUCCUGUGAAAAUAAUGUCUGAACUAUCAGCCUCGCUCCACUUAUCUCUUGGAAAAGCAAACCCCCCUUUACGGCAAGAGUUGGCUCUAUGAAUUAUCUGCUUUUUCCUUUCGGCCAUUUUCUCUCUUUUCCCUGACCCACGUGUCACAGAGGACAGAAUCUCUCCUGCCAUUAGGACAGACACAAAGCUGCAGGCUGCUCUUUAAACCAUGACUCAAGUCUUUGUUUGGCUGAAGAUGACCAAAAGAUAUAUUUUCAGAAACUAAUGGAUAGGAUGUCUAACCAAAUAAAUAAGGCUAAAUUAAAAAAAAAAAAAAAAAAAAAAAAAAAGGGCAAGUGUAUCACCUCCUCCUGUUACUUUGUGGCGCAUUUGUUAUAUUUUUAGCAAUAAUAAUCUCAAAUGUUGAAACAUUACCACAGAAAAGAAAACAGUGUUUUCCUUUGACUAGAGUUGAUUUAAGUAUAAGAUUUAAAGAAUUAGGCGUUAAAGGACUGUAGUGUUAUUUUUGCAUGUUAUAGACAUGUUGUUUAAAUCACAUGUACAUUUACACACUUAUCCGAGGAUAGAUUUGGUAUCUUUGCAUUCAUUUACCUACAUUAUUGGUGUUACGCAGUUGAGAAUCAAAAAGUAUUGAUUUGCAUUUCGACUCAAGGGUCACUUUCUAGCUUUUUUCCAGACCUCUCACCCACAUCUCGUUCAGCUAGUAAUUUACAGAUUUGCCUGAAGGUUUUAGGCCUCGUGUGCUAUCACGUGAUAACGUUAGGAAAGCUAGUUUCCAGGGGAUUUUUGAAUGGAGGAAGAAAAUUCACAUUUUUGCUUUUUGGCUCCGUAGCUUCAUUACUGCAGACUCUUAAAGGUGCAGUGCAAGUUUGUGACCACGAGCAGCGCUGUGGAGCAAUGUUACAAAUGGGUCGCUGUCGCAUGUCGGUAUCAGGUGAUGUGAUUCAAAUUCCUGCCAUGAGUUUCUUACUCUGAUUCCACAAAUGGACAGAUGGCAUUUUAUUUCUAGAGUGUUAUUUUACGUAUUUAAAGUACAGUAUUUUAUUAUAAUUACAGUCAGAGUUUGGUUUAGGUUCAGCAGUUAGAGAAGCUGCUGCUGCAGUGUAGAUACAGUAGGAUAGUUAAAAUGACAGAGCCACUAUUUUCUGUUUCCACUUCUUCUCGGUGUGAAAGUGGCACCAGCCGAAGGUGUUCGACGCAGGUUAGGUUCUUCCAAAUCAAACAUUCGCCACGGGUUUAUGUUGUGAAAUGCAAAAGGUAUGACAACCGAAUGUUCAGGGGGUAGACGGGCCAAUGGAUGGGGGGAAAAAAAACUGCCACUCUGACGAGCAGGGCGGCAGAAGAAGAAAACCCAGUCAGGCUGGCAAACAGACAGACAGCCGAGCACAUCACAGAACGGCCGGCAGGCAGGAAGUGUGAGGUGGCCGGCCGCAACGAGAGCAGACAGCUGGAAUGUUAAACUAUCACACCAGCGUACAUGACAUGUCAACCCCACUUACAACAGGCUCACAGGCUGUACCCUGCGCAGAGUCGAGUGGUUUUACCCCCUUUGGCUCAGCGUGAUCUGUCUGGUUCCACCGCAGUUUAAAUCAGAGUUAGAGGGAGAUAAUCUGCCACGUGACGCCGAUACUGUGACUACGAGAUCAGGCAGUUGGUGCAGUCCUCAGAGAGCUGCAGAGAAACAGUCAGGGAAACCUGUUAGCUUCGUUUUAUUUACUCGCAUUACAGGAAGAUUCCAGUGUAAUUUCAUUUUAAAUCAUCAUUUAUCUGUUGAUACUGGUGUGAGUUUUCACUACUUCCUGGUGAGUCACCUUGAAACAAGAACCCAGGAUGAUGCACAAGAUGGCGUCACACAGGAUAUAAUGUUAAGAGAGGACGCUCUGAGCCUCUUUCUGAUUGGCUGACUGUUUUCUGCAUGAUGGAAUGAAAACAUUGCAGAUUUCAGCUAAACACUCAGAGAAACCAAAUCCGGCAAGGUUGGAUAGUGGGUCCAGGUGGGCGGGGCUUGGUGACUACUUUGUUGUGAGAUCACAAAGUUACAGAAGUCCUGACGGCUGGUGUUAAGUCUCAGUUUCUGAAUACAGGCUGUGUGCAUUUCUCUGUGGACUGAGGCUUUGAUACUUUCACUGGAUUAAUAUAGAAGCCAGACCUGCUUUAUAAUCAAACUACACAUGGUAAUCUCCUUUAAGAGUUGAGUGUAAUUUCAUUUUAAAUUCUCAUUAUAGUGAUGGAUAUUUCUAGAUUCCUAGCAUCAGUUUUCUCGGCUGAAUGAGGGCGUUCUCCAGCUGUAAACUCAGCUAACAUUUUAAUGUUCACGGCUGGUUUUUGCUUUAAAACAAGAAAAAGAUUUUUCUUCGUCAUAUUGUGCUAAAAGAGGCUGAAGCUCAUUUUCUUUGCAAUAUAUUUUAGAAAGAUUGUCUUGUGAAACUCGUCCCGGUGACCUCUCAGUGCUUGUGAUUGCGGUAAAGAAAUAAUUUGGGAUAGAGAUGAUGGAAAAUUACACUGGAAUUAUCCUGUGGACCUGCAGACAGCAGCAGGCGUGUCAUCAGCCUAGCAAGCAGCUGAAACAAUAAAUGAACAUGUGUUCUUGUAUAUUACAACCUUGUUUCCUUUGUUUAAACGACCUAAUGUGUCAGGUUUCAGUCUCCUCCGACUUUGUUGUACCUGGGUUCAAAUUCAUUUGUUCAUACAGCUGAUUACAAACAACUUAACUAUAUUGCAUCAACAUCAUUUUAUAUCAGUGGUUCUCAAGCUUUUUCACAUCAAGGACCCUGAACUGACACACACUAGACCACAGACCCCCAUCUGUUGAGAUUUCUGCUUUUUAGAUGUUUUAUUACACAAAGUGAAACCCAUGAACAAAAUAGUCAAACAUUCUGUCAUGGUGUUACUUAUGGAUGGAAUUAUAGUGAAAAUAAAUGAUUCCCCUUUUUGCUGCCCACUUUGAGAACCACUGUUUUAUAUCUAUUGAGAUAGUAGCUGCAACCUUUAAUUAAAAAUUCCACAAUCGCCACAAUUCUACUGAAACAGGAAAAUGUUUCUGUAACAUUAGUUAAUAAGUGUGAUUUUAUAUCCAGGUAUACAAAGGAACUGCAUUCAUAUGUUCAGUGUGUGUGUAGAACAUCUGGACAGAUCAACGAUGAGUGAACAAACACUUGGGUCCUUGUACCUGUUUAAAUCAAUCAAUCAUUUUGACAGUGAGACUGUAAAGAGACCGUGGGGUCGAAGGUGGAACCAGAAAACCAUGUUCAUCGUGUGUUUCACAAUGAUUUCACACCUGAGAUCAGUUUUUCACAGCGACAACACACAUACAGUAAAAUAGUUUUCAGGAUUAACGGAUACAUUUUCAUCAGUGUCGGUGAAUCAGGAGGAAAAUGUGAAGGAAAACACACAUUAGUACCAUAAAACAGGGAAACACACACUCACACACAGCCACUGUAGAUGCUUCCAGUUGAUAGGAUAUAAAGUUUACAUGUAAUAAACAUCUGUAUACUGCUUGAAUAUAUGAAACGGAGUUUAUCUGAAUCUCCGGCAGGAUUAUUUUGAAGGCUGAGGUGUCGGCGGCUGCUUUGUUCUGUUGUAAAACUUAUUGUACGUAGAGGAAAUUAAAACACAGUGGUGAAGAGUUUUAAUUUUAUUACAGAUAUCCUUUAUCCGGUGAUGCUUAGUGCUUUACCACACAUUUAAGAUUUUUUAAAUGUUUCUGUUUUUGUCAGUAUUUUAUUGAAAUUGCUAUCGACCUUGUUUAUCACACAGGGGACAGACUGGUAUAUGUUGUAUGAAUUGUAAACAGAGUUAUGACGUUAGAAUUUGUUUUUAUUUAAGGAAUUCAGCAUUUUGAAUGUUAUUUCUGUGUUGUUGUUAUGUCUCUCCUGCUGACUUCAGGUCAAAGUAUUGUUGAAUACAUUUCAGAGACUUACUGUAACAGACCAGUUUAAACGGCUUUCACAUUUUAAAAACCCACCCAGGAGCCAUGAUUUAACCAUCUCAACAAAUCAGAGCACUGAUGAUUCAUUUCUCAGCUGGAGACUGCGCAUCCUUUCACAUUCAUGAUAACAGUUGAUUGUGAACUUACAGGAGUUGAUGUAAACACGUCCAUUUUUCACACCAGUCUAUAUGACAGGAAAUGUAAAGUCUGCACAUAUGCAAAAAUCAGAGGAAUUUUAGCUUAUUAACAAAAUAAAAACAAAUGCCUGACUGUGUGUGAAUCUACAGCAGCCCUGAAGGACAAAUUUGUCAGCAGUCUGACAUGACGCUGUCAUUAUUUGCAACUCACAAAUUAAGUGGACUUUAUUUUUCCUCUCUGACUUAGUGAUUGCUUUGUGGAUGUGUUUAAUACUCUACAGCGUUUUUAUACAUAUUCAUUUUGACUUUAUCUUCAUUGCUUUAAAGCUCCAUAUUUUCCUCUUCUUCUGUGUUUUAUUUGAAGUGUUGAUCCAUAAGAAGAUAUAUUUGUGGUUUUAAGAACCAAACACCAUCUCAGUGUAGUUUUACAUCUCCUCUCUCAGGCUUCUCUCUGGAGCUCUAGUAACAACGGGUCAGUGAACCAAUCAGAACAGAGGUGGCUCUGAGCCUCUCUUCUGAUUGGCUGACUGUUUUCUGAUUGAUCGAAUAAAUAUGUAGCAGAUUUCAUGUAAACAUGCAGAGAAACCAUAUCCUGUAAGGGUAGAUGGUGGGUCCAGGUGGGCGGGGCUUGGGCAUGGCUGAGACUGCUUUGUUGUGACAUCACAAAGUUCCAGAAGUCCUGACAGUUCAUUUUAAGGCUCAGUGUCAGAAUACAGGCUGUGUGCAUUUCUCUGUGGAUUGAGGCUUUGAUACUUUCACAGUAUUAAUAUAGAACCCGGACCUGAUCUAUAAUCACACUAAACAUUGGAAAUUUCACUUUAUACAAUAUAGGACCUUUAAACAGCUACAAUUAUUCACCAAUUGACCUCCAUGAUGGUGCCAAAUGUGGUUCACAGGAUAUUUGUGAUAAAGAAAACAAAAACACACACACACACACACACACACACACACACACACACACACACAGCUUUUCUCCAAGUUUAAAUCCCAGUUUGAAACAUACACAGUAAAUGGGGAAUUUGUGACAGGACAGUUUGGCAGAUUGUAGAAGAGAGGACAUGACCAUCAUCCGUGUGCACAUGUAGUGUUUCCAUUCAUCUGCUUCAUAUCGUUCAACACAACAAUGGUUCAAAAAAGGGAAGAAGUCGACCUAAAUGUCUGCUUUCGUUGACAUAAAUCUCAGCCUUUCUGUGCCUGUGAGUUUGACAGGAAACCUGAACUUCACCGACUGACAUUAUUAUGUUUUUUCCAGUUAACAGACUAACAACAAACUGGCAGCUGUAUAGAUCAGUUAGAACUGAAAUGAAGAAUGAGGAGAUUAACAAACGCACGCUCUGUAAAUCAUUUCUGACCUAAAAAAAAAAUUAAAUGAUUACUUAUUUACUUAUAUCUGAUUUACUAAUAAGCUCUUUUCUUCACAAUAAUUCACCAUGUUGUGUGUGUAAUCCACUCUUUAUAAUUAGACUAAGCAGAUUCAUUUCUCACUUACUUUUUCCUUCAUCUCAGCCAAAGCCGCCUCUUCAAUCCAAAAUCUAAUGUAUUGUUUCUAAUCAUCAAGUGUUUGUGCUUUGACGAUUUGGACACUGAAUGACAUUUUUUUUAAAUGAUUGAUAAUCUUUUCUGAAAAUGAAUGCAUUACUUUCAGUUGUGAUAUAUUUAUUGAUUUUCAUAUCACUGUUCUUUGAUUGUAUAGUUGCGGUACAUAUAGGAGCUGUAGGGAGACCAAACUGAAAAACUGAGUUGUGAAGUCAUUAUGGAAAGCCAGUAUGUUAUAGAAGCAAAAAGCUGUUUCAGUUAGCAGGUGUUAAAUGUCAUAUAAAUGUCCUCAAAGACAAUUUGCUGAACUGCAUUAUGUAAAACGAGCAAAAUAAAUAUGGACACACGUAGAUUUUC